Molecule: messenger RNA, 2323 nt
Organism: Musa acuminata AAA Group (dessert banana)
Lineage: Eukaryota; Viridiplantae; Streptophyta; Magnoliopsida; Zingiberales; Musaceae
Product: cytochrome P450 78A6
Exons: 2
Coding region: 464-2101 (545 amino acids)
Molecular function (GO): iron ion binding; monooxygenase activity; oxidoreductase activity, acting on paired donors, with incorporation or reduction of molecular oxygen
Source: RefSeq, a predicted model, not a curated record
CGGAACUCCAUGGCUUUCUCGUUAGGACGUAAGCCUGUGACUUGGUGCUUAGAACACAAGGGCACGCCAUGCCAUGUCUUUGUUUCUGACAGGAUCCCGAGGUACGGAGCCCAUCACGCAUUGUGCUGCCCUCGUUCGUGUACCGCGCCAUGGUCAAAUCCACGUUUUUGGACUAGAAAACUAGGGUACACAUACCUACGCCAGCCAUGAUGUAGUUGUCCCUCGUCCGUUUCUCUCCCGGGCUGCCCUACUCCCUUCUUGCCUUUCAUGGCGUCGGUCUCUGCGCUUAGUUUACUUUGAUUGCUUUGUUAAUGAUGGUUUGGUUUCCUUUGCUGGCUUUCCUCGGUCUCUCUCUCUCUCUCUCUCUAUAAAUACGUGAAGCCUGAGAUCUUCUUCUUCUCGUAACACUGACACCACUCUCGUGGGAGCUGCUGCUUCUCUCGGUACUAGGGAACUCUUGUUCAUGGAAUCCAAGGCAGACAACGGGUGGUUCGUGUUGCUUUCCGUAGCCGCCAAAUGCGGUGAGCUCUCGACCGACCCCGCCCAUCUUCUCUCUCUCGCUGUCGUCGUUGCGGUCUGCUGGCUCGCCACUCUCCUGCUGCACUGGGCCUCCCCCGGUGGCCCCGCGUGGGGGAGGUACUGGUGGAGCAGGCGGCGGCUGUGGGGCUUCGGCCAUGUCAUCCCGGGUCCCCGGGGAUUCCCCGUCGUCGGGAGCAUGGACCUGAUGUCUGGCCUCGCCCACCGGAAGCUCGCGGCCGCCGCUGACGUCGUCCCUGGCUCCAGGAGGCUUAUGGCGCUCAGCCUCUGCGACACCCGAGCGGUCGUCACCUGCGACCCGGACGUAGCCAGGGACAUCCUCAACAGCCCCGACUUCGCCGACCGGCCGGCCAACGAGACGGCCUACGGGCUUCUGUUUGACCGCUCCAUCGGUUUCGCCCCCUACGGCGCCUACUGGCGCGCCCUGCGGAGGAUCGCAGUCACGCACCUCUUCUCCGCCAAGCAGAUAUCCGCGUUCGCCAGCCACCGAGCUGAGAUCGCCGCUCAGAUGGUUCGUGCCCUCGACCACCUCGUCUCUCGGCCUGUCCAAGUACGGAACAUCGUGAAACAGGCAUCCCUCAACCACGUCAUGUGGUUCGCCUUCGGGAAGCAGUACGCGAUCGAGCAGGAUACCGAGGAGAUGAGGGAGCUGAGAAGCAUGGUAGAAGAAGGCUACGAGCUCCUGGGCAAGCUCAACUGGUCGGACCACCUGCCAAUGCUCGCCGGCCUGGACCUGCAGCGAAUCCGGCAUCGCUGCUCCGCCCUCGUCCGCCGGGUCGACCGGUUCGUCACCGGCAUCAUCGAGGAGCACCGAGCACGGCGGGCGCGCGACCCGGAGGCGGCUCCGCGGGACUUUGUCGACGUUCUGCUGUCCCUGCAGGGCCCCGAUAGGUUAUCCGAUCCCGACAUAAUCGCCGUCCUUUGGGAGAUGAUAUUUCGGGGUACGGACACCGUCGCGGUGCUGGUGGAGUGGGUGCUCGCGAGGCUAGUGAUGCACAAGGACGUGCAGGCGAGGGUGCACGAGGAGCUGGACGCCGUCGUGGGCAGAGACCGGGCGGUGACGGGAACCGAUGAGUCGGGGCCACUGCUGUACCUGCAGGGGGUUAUCAAGGAGACGCUGCGGAUGCACCCGCCGGGCCCGCUGAUGUCGUGGGCCCGCAUGGCCACAUCGGACGCGAUCGUCGGCGGGGCCCUCGUGCCCGCGGGCACCACCGCGAUGGUGAACAUGUGGGCCAUCUCCCACGACCCCGCGGUCUGGCCGGAGCCGCUCCGGUUCGAUCCGGGCCGGUUCCUGGGGCCAGACGGGCACGCGGUCGAGCUGCCGGUGAUGGGGUCGGACCUGCGGCUGGCGCCGUUCGGGGCCGGGCGGCGGAGCUGCCCUGGGAAGGGACUGGCCAUGGCGGCCGUCGAGCUCUGGGUGGCGGCGCUGGCGCACGAGUUCGAGUGGCUGCCGGCGUCCGACGACGUGGCGGCUGGUGGAGUCGACCUCUCGGAGGUGCUGCGACUGUCCUGCGAGAUGGCGGCGCCAUUGACCGUAAGGCUGCGGCGGCGGGGGCCCGCUUGAUGGACGGUGAUGUUGUCGGAGGACGUACACGUGCAGUUGCGUCGAUAGUAACUACGUUAGCUACUGCGAAGUCUUAGUCGUCUACUUUUCUCAUGUUGCUGUCACUUCUCUCUCUUCUUCUCUAGUGGGGAAUUGUAUAAGCUUUGAAAACUGCACUAUAUGUAUAAUUAUAUAAAUGAAAAAUGUAUAAUAUAAAAAAUACCAUCAAGUUUGACUUGACAA